Molecule: messenger RNA, 1620 nt
Organism: Elgaria multicarinata webbii
Lineage: Eukaryota; Metazoa; Chordata; Lepidosauria; Squamata; Anguidae
Gene: C1QTNF3
Product: C1q and TNF related 3
Exons: 6
Coding region: 82-822 (246 amino acids)
Molecular function (GO): protein binding
Source: RefSeq, a predicted model, not a curated record
GAAGCCCACUUCGCAGCAACUGCUGAUCUUUCCCUUGUAAAAAGGCACUUGAACUCCCGAGACCUUGCUGCGUUGAGUAAUAUGGCACCCAAGGAUUUCCUCAAUUGGAGCCUCCUGGCGUUGCUUCUGUUUCUUCGCUUUUGCCUGUGCCAAGAAGAAUACAUGGAGACGACACAGAGCGGACCUCAAAGCCCACCAGAAUGUGGCUGCCGGGGGGAUUUUGGAUUUCGAAGUUGUCAAGGCCUCCCAGGCCCUCCAGGCCCUGCUGGAAUGCCAGGAAACCAUGGAAAUAAUGGAAAUAAUGGAGCACCUGGUACUGAAGGACUGAAAGGUGACAAAGGAGACAAGGGGGACUUGGGACCGAGAGGAGAGCGGGGCCACCACGGACCCAAAGGAGAGAAGGGUUACCCUGGCAUCCCACCAGAACUUCAGGUUGCAUUCAUGGCUUCAAUGGCAACCCACUUCAGCAAUCAGAACAGUGGAAUAAUCUUCAGUAGUGUUGAAACCAACAUUGGUAAUUUUUUUGAUGUAAUGACUGGCCGAUUUGGAGCUCCAGUGAAUGGGGUGUAUUUCUUCACCUUCAAUAUGAUGAAACAUGAGGAUGUGGAGGAAGUGUAUGUUUACUUAAUGCACAACGGCAAUACAGUGUUCAGCUUAUACAGCUAUGAAUCAAAAGGAAAAACGGACUCAUCAAGCAACAGUGCGGUGCUUAAACUUGCCAAAGGAGAUGAAGUUUGGCUGCGGAUGGGCAAUGGGGCACUGCAUGGAGACCAUCAACGCUUCUCCACUUUUGCAGGGUUUCUUCUUUUUGAAACCAAGUAGACCAAUGUUUUAAGGGAGAUAUUGCUAUUUGUUUUCUCUGUUCUUUGGCACAAUGUGUUAACAUCCUAAGACUGGAGGGCAUUUAUUGACAUCAGUAUAUUGUGAUCUAUGGAGUGUGGUGAGAAAAGUUAGGCCUGGAUUUAUAUAUGCCUUUUUAUGUUCUUUUGGAUCACAUUACUUUUCUCUAGCCCUCGUACCACUAGUUCUUGAGUAGAGUUAUUGAAGUCCUAUUUGAGAAUUCAAUGGUAUGAUCAGCCUCUUGCCCCAAUCCAGAGAUCUCUAUGUGGCUUCAUCCUCUUAAGUGUUUGUUGCAUCGACAGGCAUAUGGACUUAUUUUGAAAUUUAUGAGAAAAUCAUUGUGUUAGGAGCUUCAUGUGUGCUUUGGAGCUCCUGUAUCCAUAAAAAAAUCCAGAUGUACAUCCACAGCACCACAUUCAGCAUGGGAAUAUGCAGAUGAAAAUAUGCUUUGCUGAACUGAACUGAGUGUAACCAGGGUCGGGGUUAAAGCAACCAUUUUUUAAAAUGUUAAUUAGGUUUUUUCCUCAUGCAUGUGUUCAUUAUGGAUUUAUAAUGACCGUUUGAAUAGGCUAGACAAUUUAGAACAUAAGCUCUGAAUGGUUAAAUUCAUUGCUAGCCUGUACGUAAAGCUUCCAUUUAGGAAAAAUAACGUUAGAUUUUUCCUUUCUAUAUUAAUAGUUGAUCAAGUUUUGAUUUUAACUCUCAGAAUAAUCUAGAACUAGGUUAAGUUGAACUGGGCAGAGUAAGUUUAAGGAUUGGGUAGGUGGGUGGGUGGGUGAU